AUGAGGAUAGCUUGUCUUCAGUUUGCUCCCCAGGUGGGCGAUGUUGACAAUAACCUCAACCGAGCCGACUCGGUACUGAGCAAGGCAAACCCCGAGGAUUUGGAUCUUCUCGUCCUGCCCGAGCUGGCUUUUUCUGUCGCUGGCUACCCCGAGAAGGCGGAUGUGUCUGGCAGUUGGCCGACCGGGCCUGAGUAUUAUAAUUCAGCCAUCGUUGUCAACGAAGAGGGAGAGACGAUAGCCAACUACCGGAAAAGCUUCCUCUACUACACGGACGAAAGCUGGGCCCUUGAAGGUGACGGAUUCUUCGAAGGCUUUAUUCCUGGCCUAGGGCAUACAUCCAUCGGCAUUUGCAUGGACUUAAACCCAUACAAAUUUCGGGCCCCAUGGCACGCGUUCGAGUUCGGCUUUCACAUCCUCCAUCAUGAGUCAAACUUUGUCAUUGUCUCCAUGGCAUGGAUGACCCGUGAAGACAGCCGUACGUUCAGUAGGAUGCCCAAUGAACCGGACAUGGACACUCUCACCUACUGGGUGACUCGUUUGGAACCUCUGAUCCGAGCAGAGAAAGACACUGAAAUCAUCGUCGUGUUCUGUAAUCGGACCGGCAUGGAAGAUGAUGCUGUCUACGCCGGAACAAGCGCUGUUGUAGGCGUCCAAGACGGCGAGGUCAAGAUCUACGGUGUUCUUGGCAGAGGCGAAAAGGAACUGCUUGUCGUCGACACCAAGAAUCCCCCAUAUGCCAAAGUUGCAAAAAACGCCAUCUUCUCCGGCAUCGCCUGGAGGACAAGCGCCCAGCUCUUCGUCAUCUCAGGGUAG
Colletotrichum chrysophilum is the source of this 813-nucleotide messenger RNA. RefSeq lists its product as uncharacterized. Gene Ontology annotation, molecular function: protein-N-terminal glutamine amidohydrolase activity; protein-N-terminal asparagine amidohydrolase activity. The transcript is spliced from 5 exons. The record is from RefSeq and is a predicted model, not a curated record. The coding region runs from base 1 to 813 and encodes 270 amino acids. Gene Ontology annotation, biological process: protein catabolic process. Lineage: Eukaryota; Fungi; Ascomycota; Sordariomycetes; Glomerellales; Glomerellaceae.